Molecule: messenger RNA, 5240 nt
Organism: Labrus mixtus (cuckoo wrasse)
Lineage: Eukaryota; Metazoa; Chordata; Actinopteri; Labriformes; Labridae
Product: pleckstrin homology domain-containing family A member 5-like
Exons: 22
Coding region: 908-4087 (1059 amino acids)
Cellular component (GO): cytosol
Molecular function (GO): phosphatidylinositol-3,5-bisphosphate binding; phosphatidylinositol-5-phosphate binding; phosphatidylinositol-4-phosphate binding
Source: RefSeq, a predicted model, not a curated record
AAACUUUGUUAGACUGCACAUGGUUUGGAUGAAAGCACAUACAAGUAAUUAGUAUUAUUAAAGCUCUAAUGACAUAAGAUAAGAGCUUAAUGUACAAAGCUUCCUUCAAACUACUGACUUACAGUUUGAAGGUUGGACUUCCCACUUUGUUUUAUAUACAUCCACUUUUAAGUUUACUUUGACAUUUCUUUUCUUUAGAAAUAGUUGAUUGACAGUGAAGUUCUGCAAGUAAUGUUUUAUCUGUGCACUGCAAACACUAAGAAAGCAAAGAAAGCUCCUGCAAACAGUGAUAUGUCUGUGCUUGCUGCUGCCAGUGGUGUAGUACUAGAGCAUGGCAAUAGAUGACUUGGAAAGCCCAAGUUACAGGGCAACAGGCAUAUUUUAUGGUGUAUACCGCACUUGACUGUGGUUCCUUCAUAAACCCUGAGAGACAAAAAAGUUGACCUGCCAAGUUCAGCCAAACACAGACGCCCAGGAGUCUACCCAAGGUCUCUGCAACCACACAGCCCACUCCUUUUCCAACUUAGACUGAGAGAGAGACAGAGAGAGAGAGAGACACAGAGAGAGAGAGGAAGUAACAUGAGAGCAGGACAAGACCCCUUCAGUUUACUGAGAUUUACUCAGGAAUGGGAUGACUUUUUGACUUCAAAGUUUUCGUUCUAAACUUUUCCUGUCCCCUGUUGUUGUGGCUAAAAUGGUCAUGUCAUCUAAAGUUCCUGAUGUGUCAUUAUUAUUCCACGGAAGGAGUAGCUUCAGACAAUGGUAAACAGGAUAUUGAGGCUCUUCACUAAACAUUCUGUUUUUCUCUUUCUGCAUCUGGCUUUAACAAUAAAUUGGUUUGUUUGCUGCAAGACAAAUGGAGCAACUAAAGAACGAGUCACCCACACAAUGCACUCAGUGGUAAUUUAUGCGUGUUUGUCGCUUCUCCUGUCAUCCGUCACAACAGGCCACACAUCCCAACAUGAGGACAUACUAUUUUUGCAGUGACACAGCUAAAGAGAUGGAGUCCUGGAUGAAAGUAAUGACAGACGCUGCACUUGUGCAUUCAGAGCCAGUCAAAAGGCUGGACAGGCUAAAAGUGGAGCAGUGUGGACCACAAGAGAUACAUCAUGUGGCCAACAACAGGCCGCCUCUCACUCAGCCUGAAAUCCAGAAUAACGAGCGUAACCGUGAGGUGGACCAUGAGCACACUGCAUCAGUUACAUCCAGCACAGCCGAAGAAGAGAGGAAGCAGCAAGACGCUGAACGCUACGGCUUCCAGAAGGACGGGGCGGAGCGAGAGCGUCCACUAACGAAGAUCAACAGCAUCAAACUGCAGCCGGCUGAGGCAGCAGCCAUCAAGGCUAACCUCGCCUCACCACAGACUCCCGCAGAGACCGAUGGGUUGCAACGCAGCCCACGGGUCAAUGGGUCUGAUGAGCAAUGUCCAACCAAUGGGACCAGAGUUCCUCCUCAACGGAGUCCCACCCAUGAGCCUGACCAUACCCUAAGCAGGACCAGCUCUAUGCAGCAACUGGAGCAGUGGGUCCGCACUCAAAGAGGACGCAGCCAGGACGAUGACACAAGAAGCAUUACAUCAUACCAGACGCUGCCUAGAAACAUGCCAAGCCAUCGCGUACCCUAUAUGUCUCCUUAUGGCGAUGGCUACUGCAGUAUGCCCAGAAAUAGCAUGGCGCAGCGGGACAGCAUCUGCAGCAUGUCCCCAUCUCUCUAUGACCAGGCCCUGGGUCCCUCAACUGUCGACAAGCGCCGCUCCAUGCGCGACGACACCAUGUGGCAACUAUUUGAAUGGCAACAAAGGCAGGCCUACACCAGGCAGCCAGGCCUCUACAGCAACAUGGCCAGUCCCAAAACCAUGAUUAACUUGUCAGAGCAUGCUGCACCCAGCCAUUCAAUACCCCCCUCGCCCUCCCAUGGCUCCCUGUCAAUGUACGGUGGCUACUCGCCAAUGAGAUCCUACAACAUGAACAGUGCUCGUUCAGAGCUAUCCUCGCCCAUCUAUAGAAGAGACAUGAGCAUCGACAGGCGGCACAGACCACAACCCAACAAGCAUUAUGCCUACCCACCUGAUAGAAGAUCUAUGCCUGCAGGGAUCCCAGUCCAGACUAUCACUGCUCAGUCUCUCCAAGGCAAAACACCUGAGGAACUGACUCUGCUGCUGAUAAAGCUGCGGCGGCAGCAGGCAGAGCUAAACAGUAUCCGGGAGCACACUGUAGCACAGCUUAUGCAACUAAACAUGGAUGGCAACAACCCAAAGAACGACAUUCUCUCCCAUCACCUCCAAAGGAACCUCAUGUAUUUGGACAAUCAGAUGAAGGAAAAUGACCCUUUAAUCGUCAUGACUCACACUAUGAUUGAGAACUCUGCCCCGAGGCCUCAACUUUACCAGCAACUGAGUCCAGAAGACUACAGUCAACACGCCUAUACCUGUAUGCCAGAGGAGGUGGACACUGAUACCAAACUGAGCCGUUUGUGUGAGCAGGACAAACUGGUGAGGACACAGGAGGAGAAACUUCAGCAGCUGUACAGAGAGAAGCACACCCUAGAGACAGCACUUCUGUCAGCCAGCCAGGAGAUAGAGAUGGGCUGUGAUAACCCUGCUGCCAUGCAGAGCGUGAUCCAGCAGAGAGAUCUACUGCAGAGCGGCCUGCUCAGCACCUGCAGAGAGCUUUCCAGAGUCACAGCCGAGUUGGAGUGCUCAUUGAGGGAGUAUGACACGCUGGAAGGAGAUGUGACUCUGGCUAAGAAUAACCUUCUGGAGCAGCUCGAAGCAUUAGGAAGCCCUCAGACCGAACCGCCAAGCCAGCAGCACGUCCGCAUCCAGAAAGAACUGUGGGGGAUUCAAGAUGUGAUGGAGGCCCUCAAUAAACAUAAAGCUCAGAGAAAUGCUGUUGAUGGUGUGAACUUCUAUGGGUCCAAGAACAACUUCAGCAAGCACAAAAAUGAGGAGGAGGACUCGAUACCCCCACGGCCACCCCUACCCCAGUCCUACGAGCCUAACCCCCCCACGGUGCCCCCCUUGCCCUCUCAUGCCGGUGUACGCACUUCAUCCCUCCACAGGCCAGAGGACAGGAAGGCCAAUCACAGGAACAGCACGCACAGCGGCCCAGACUACCGACUGUAUAAGAGUGAACCAGAGCUCACAACAGUGACAGAAGUGGAUGAGAGCAAUGGAGAGGAUCGAUCCGAACACCCGUCUGAUAGGGAACAUUCUGGAAGCAAAGGGAUGUCCUACCCAGUUGGUAUUGUCCCACCCAGGACCAGAUCUCCAGUGCCUGACUCAUCCUCCAUAGCUUCAUAUGUAACCUUAAGGAAGAGCAAGAAGCCUGAUCCAAGGACGGAGCGUCCACGCAGCGCCGUGGAGCAGCAGCUGGGUGCUGCGGAGAGCAGCCGGCCAAGGAUGAGCGUGGAGGAACAGCUGGAGAGGAUCAGGCGCCACCAGCAGGGUGCCCUCAGGGAGAAAAAGAAGGGCCUUAACAUCCGGGGUGGCAGCCAGGAGAACACACCUUCUCGCAGUCACUCAUUUACCAAAGAAACCCACUUUAGAAGCAUGCAGACACAAAUGAAGCGCAGAGAUGAUGUGGUCAGCUUUGACAUUCAGGAGCUGGAGGACUCCCUCAGGCAGCAGGAGGUGGUGAGGGAGCAGGAGACGCCCGCAGAGGAGAUCGCCCGUCUCAAAGAAGCCUCUCAGGCUGAUAUAUUAAACAUGGACCGAGAGCUCGCAGUGCCAGACAAAGUGCUGAUUCCUGAGCGUUAUGUAGAGUCUGACCCAGAAGAACCUCUGAGCCCUGAGCAGGAGGCUGAUAAGCAGAGGAAAGUUGACCGCAUCAAAGCUCUCAUAGCCAAAAACAGCAUGCAGAAUGUUCUGCCUGGUAUGGCUCUAAGCCCAGAGGAGGAUACCAUGGACGAGGUCACCGUACAGGAGAAAGAGAAGAUGAUUAAUAUCUCCUACGAGUUGGCAGCAGAGGCCUCCAAACGCAGCAAGCUGGUAGCAGUGAAAAGCCUGUCGUCUUCUCCCCCACCCCUUCCACAGUCUCCUAACACACCCCCUCAACUCACUGACGGGUCUCACUUCAUGUGUGUGUAGUUGCACCACACAGGCUCUGGCCUCAGUAAAAACCUACACAUGAAGGAAGAAGCCUUGGAGGUAUAAAGAUGCUUCAGAAGACUUUCUAAGAACAUCAGCACAAGGCUACUGCCUACAGAGAGAGAAACUGCCUAUUCUGAACUCCGGGGUCUUAACCUCUGACUUCUAUAUUCCCACUGUGACGUCUUAAGCUCCUAUGCCACCAAAAACAUUUUGUGUGACAGUUUCUGUUGUUCCCGCCUUUUGGGCACCACACUUUCCUCAACCUGGAGAGGCAAUGCAGCUUCGAUACUGUUAUAAUUGCAGUUCCAUUUUCAUUUUUUACAAGACUUUUAAGGUUGUUUUUCAUUAUUUAUAUGGUUUUAUUAGGUUCUUGUUUAAACAUGAGUCAACUGUACAUAGAUAUGAGGCAAAAAGACUGAAAUCUGAAGUUAGACUAAAGGCUUGUCACAUAAGGCCUCUUUUUCACCACCUAUCCCAUAAGGAAUGAGAACUUUUUACAUCAUUUUAUUUCCCUCAAAUCUUUUAAUAAGUCACCUAAUUAGUUUUUCAGACAUCUGUCAUUAACUAGCCUGUCAUAUUUAUCUACUGUAUGAAACAUUUGUCUAUGCGAAAGAUUAGUAUAAGAGAUAUAGAUGAUCUAUUAUGGUGAAAGGAGGGGGGUCAUCUCAUUACUGCAGACUGAUUAUAGAGAAGACUAUUUGUAAUUUCUCCUUUUCCUGGGUUGUUGUUUAAAAAAGGAUAUUUUGCAGUACCUGUCGCAUUGUUGCCGACAAAUAUGUGAAUGUUCAGCCUUCAGUCUCUCUAUACUGUCUUUUUUUAUUGCUGAGAUAUAUAUUUAAACAAAGAGAAGGAAACAAAGUUUGGUUCUAUUUUAUGAAAUGUUGGUUUGAUGUCUUGGAACUAAAACGAAGAUUAGCACAUGUAAAAAGCAAUACAAUUUAAAUGUUUGUGGAUCUGGGAGUAAUAUUUUUUUUUUUCCUGUGUGUAAAAAGUGUAAUUAUUAGAGGUUAACUGUGUAUAUACUGUACAUGGUAUAACAGGAUGGGAAUAUGUAUCCAUCUUAAUGGUUACAUACUAGAUUUGAUUUGCAAAUGUUCAUAUUCCAUCUGUUUUAUAUCAUGUUAAAUAAAUGUUGCUGUUCUUUAUAAAA